Molecule: messenger RNA, 1851 nt
Organism: Vespula vulgaris
Lineage: Eukaryota; Metazoa; Arthropoda; Insecta; Hymenoptera; Vespidae
Gene: Osi17
Exons: 4
Coding region: 1-1851 (616 amino acids)
Source: RefSeq, a predicted model, not a curated record
AUGCAGAUUAGAAAACCAAUUAUGUUGGAAAAAGUUAUCUGGUUCGUUACCUUUUUCGCAUUAAUCGACUUGUCGAGAUCGGAAUUAUUCAACUUCUACUCCCUCGCUAAGAUAUUUCACGUCAACGAAUUAGUUUCUAUAAAUGCAACGGAUAAUGAACUUUGGCGUGGUUUGUUAAAGGAUUGUGACAAGAAACUAACGUUCUCGUGUAUUCAAAAAAAUGCUUACACUUAUCUGGAUGGUGCUUUCAGUGAUAGGAACAAUAUUACGGUAUUCAAUGGUUUGACGCUUACGAAAAAUAAUUUAGAUUAUGGCUCGUGUAUGAUAGAAAAUGAUCAGAAGAACAUCGAUGAAAAUCUUGUCGAUGGGUCAACGAAAAAAGAUUGCUUAUUGAAAGAUGAUAACGAUGAAGAGCAGACCAAUGUAAAUGGUAUGAGAAGACGUGGUAGAACGUUAGAUGGUAAAUUUCCGUUGGAAGAAAUAACGGAUGCACUUCGACAGAAAGCAAUGAAAUUCUUGGCUACCAGAGAUUACGAGAUUCAACUGCCGAAACUUUUCUUCGAAGGAACUAUAAUGAAGAUUAGCCCACGUCAAAUCGACGAUACCGGUGCACUUGUUAGAUUAGAUUUUGCCCAAGGCGAUGUCAGUACUCAUGGAAGAUUGUUUAAGAAAAUAAAAAAAUUCAUACAAAACAAAUUGCUAUUGAGUUUUCUAGCUCUCCUACUGCUAAUCAAGUUAAUCAAAGUGAAGUUCUUAUUUGUAAUACCUUUCUUGUUUGGAGUGGGUGCUGCAAAGAAACUAUUUUUAAAAUUAUUGCUUUUUUUCAUUCCACCGUUCGCACAUAUCUUUAAGCUGUGCUCAAGUUUUUAUACGUCUUAUGGGACGAAAUAUCAUCAUCAUCACCAUCAGAUCGCUCAUCAUCAUCAUCAUGUUCCUGUUCCGGUACCGGUACCAACUUAUUACGAUCACCAUAAUCAUCACGAGGAUGACUUUAAUGGUUAUGAUUACACCCAUCCACACAUUCAAUAUCGCAAAGAUGUGGAGGAAUUGAGAGAAUGGGGUAUCGAGCCAUACGACGAUUUAUACGAGGAUGCAAAUAAACACAUUUCUGGUAUUCAACCAGCUCCUGGUGUAUUACCAGCACCAGUUGUUGCUCCAGUUUCAGGAUAUCCUACAGGAAUGACUUACAAUGGUCCUUAUGGUCUUUCCCAAUAUGCACCAAACGCCAGACCUGUUGUUUCACCUUCUUACCACGACAAGUAUCCUGCUUCGAUUUCAGCUCACGCACACAAUUUGGCCUACUCGGGAUACCUUGAUGAUAAAUACAAUCGACGUGUCGUCGAACCCAAUGGCGUAGCUACUUCCGUUAAGCCUGUCAACGUUUUAUCGACUGCUCCAGUAAAGCCAGCAAUAAAGAACAAGAACAUAAAGAAUCCUUAUGGGAUUCUAAAUCAGCAAAACGUUAGACAGGUCACGAUACCAAGGAUAACUAAAGCAGUUACAACUUUAAAGAAUUCCAUCGUUCCGUCAUUGACAGCUACACAGAUUUAUGACGAUGAAUAUUACGGACCGAUAAUAAGUCGUCUCGAAGAGAUUUUUGUUCAGUUAAGAUUUUUUGACGAAUCUUGCCGAGAGAGGCUCGUCUGCAGCAUGUACAAAAAUCCAUCCAUUUACUCACCUCACAGUAAUCUAGUCUCGAACGAAUUAUCCAGAGAUCCGCAAGAACUCAAACGUGGCACGUUGGAGAGUGCUUCCAGUCAAAAGUUUCAUAAAUACUUAAACGCAGCGAGAAUAGGUCAAGAUCGAGGCGACUGUGUACGGACAUACCCCUGUCACAUAAAUACCGAAUAA